This is a messenger RNA of Cordyceps militaris CM01, 1701 nucleotides long. RefSeq names its product monocarboxylate transporter, putative. Gene Ontology annotation, molecular function: transmembrane transporter activity. The transcript is spliced from 5 exons. Gene Ontology annotation, biological process: transmembrane transport. Gene Ontology annotation, cellular component: fungal-type vacuole membrane. Lineage: Eukaryota; Fungi; Ascomycota; Sordariomycetes; Hypocreales; Cordycipitaceae. Bases 1 to 1701 code for a protein of 566 amino acids. The record is from RefSeq and is a predicted model, not a curated record.
AUGUGGCCUGUUGCUUGGUCGCAAAAAAUCUACCCAGCAAACAACUUAGCUACUGAGAAGCAAAGCCGAUGGAGCUGCUUGGGGGCAGGCAGAACCCGAAAGGGGACUAGCCGCGCCAGGCGGUGGGCGGAUGCGACAGAGGCUUCUGACAAGCAAGUCAUGGGCACGGCUGCUGAUGUUGCUCGGACGGCCGAACUUACCCAACCAAACGGACGGCAAGCCGACGCCGUCCAACACCCGCCACUCGGCGAAUUAGCCUCCGAGCUUGACCUCUUUAGCACUCAUCCCCGCGCCCCGGCUUUUUUUAUUACCGCCAUGACCCGGCCCACGUCCGGCUCCGUGUCCUCGGACACGGUCCAUGAGGAGCCGCCGUACGCUGUCAUUGAGGACGUUGAGAGCAACGCUACCGCCACAGUCUCCGAAAAGGCUGCCCACAAGGACCACGACGUCGAGCGCGCGCCGCCGGCGCCAUCACCAGCCCCGGGCACCUCUCCGUCCGACUUUCCCGACGGCGGCCGCGAGGCCUGGCUCGUCGUCUUCGGCGGCUGGUGCGCCCUCUUCUGCACCUUUGGCCUCGUCAACUGUGUCGGCGUCUUCCAGCAGUACUAUGUCACCCAUACCCUCUCCCAGUACAGCGCCUCCACCGUCAGCUGGAUCACGUCGACGCAAGUCUUCAUGAUGAACUUUCUCGGCAUCGGCAUCGGCCGCCUCUACGACAACUACGGUCCCCGAUGGAUCCUGUUGGGCGGCACCAUCGUGUACGUCUUUGGUCUCAUGAUGACGUCGCUCGCCACGGAAUACUACCAGAUUUUCCUCGCCCAGGCAAUUGUCGCCGCCAUGGGCUCGAGCGCCAUCUUCCACGCCUCCAUGGCGAGCAUCGUCAGCUGGUUCCUCAAGAACCGCGCCGCCGCGUACGGCAUCAUGGUCUCGGGGUCGUCGCUCGCCGGCGUCGUGCUGCCCAUCAUGAUGGACCACCUCAUCCAGCGCAUCGGCUUCCCCAGCACCAUUCGCGUCAUUGCGUUUUUAUUCCUCGGCCUGCUUAUCAUUGCCAACCUCACCAUCAAGUCGCGUCUGCCGCCCAACCCGCGCCCAUUUGUCCUACAAGAAUACGUCGAUACCUUCAAGGACGUUAAAAUGGUCCUGACCAUUGUCGGCUCCUUCUUCUUCAUGUGGGGCAUGUUCUUGCCCUUCAACUACAUUCUGCUCCAGGCCCAGGCCGCCGGCAUGACGCAGACGCUGGUCCCGUACCUGCUGCCUAUCCUCAACGCCAUUAGCAUCUUUGGCCGCGUUCUCCCCGGUCUCGCGGCCGACAGGUUUGGCCGCUUCAACGUCGUGCUAGGCAUCGUCCUCGCGUCGGCCAUUUCCGUCCUCGCCAUUUGGAUCCCCGUCACCUCCACGGCGGGCAUCAUUGCUUUUGCCGCCCUCUUUGGCUUCUCCUCAGGCGGUUUCAUCUCCCUCGCCCCCACGCUGAUUGCCCAAGUCUCGGAUAUUCGCUUCAUUGGCACACGCGUCGGCACUGCAUUUGCCGUCAUGGCCUUUGGUGCUCUGACUGGCAGCCCUAUUGGCGGCGCCAUUGUGUCGCGCCAGCAUGGCGACUAUAUUGGCCUGCAGGUGUUUUGCGGCGUCGCUAUGGUUGCUGGCUUCUUUUUCUUGGUGGCGGCUCGCUACGCCCAAGUUGGUUUCAAGAUAACCAAGGUUUAA